Mandrillus leucophaeus (drill) is the source of this 3131-nucleotide messenger RNA. It is a transcript of the gene CCDC66, whose product is annotated as coiled-coil domain containing 66. Gene Ontology annotation, molecular function: microtubule binding. Gene Ontology annotation, cellular component: cilium; photoreceptor inner segment; microtubule. The coding region runs from base 88 to 2931 and encodes 947 amino acids. Lineage: Eukaryota; Metazoa; Chordata; Mammalia; Primates; Cercopithecidae. Gene Ontology annotation, biological process: cilium assembly. The record is from RefSeq and is a predicted model, not a curated record. The transcript has 18 exons.
AAUUAGCGUAGCGCUUGCUGAGCGGCGGCGGCAACCGACGUACACAAGGGGCUGGAGCGUUCUGUGGAGAAAGUGCGAGGUCAGGCCAUGAACUUGGGAGAUGGUUUAAAGCUUGAAACUGAAUUACUGGAUGGAAAAACCAAGCUAAUAUUGUCUCCAUAUGAACGUAAAUCAAAAAUUUCUGUGAAGAUGGGAAAUAAGACCAAGAUUGCAAAAUGUCCUUUAAGAACAAAAACUGGGCACAUUCUAAAAUCAACACAAGAUACUUGUAUAGGAAGUGAAAAACUUUUGCAAAAGAAGACAGUUGGUUCAGAAACAUCACAGGCAAAAGGUGAAAAAAAUGGAAUGACUUUUUCAUCCAUUAAGGAUUUAUGUAAACAAUGUGUAGAUAAAGACUGUCUUCAUAUCCAGAAAGAGAUUUCACCUGCAACCCCUAAUAUACAGAAGACUAGAAACACCGUAAAUACAUCUCUAGUAGCUAAACAGAAGCCUCACAAAAAACACAUCACAGCUGAAAACAUGAAGAGCAGUUUGGUGUGUCUAACACAAGACCAACUACAACAGAUUUUGAUGACUGUAAGCCAAGGAAAUAGAUCUCUUUCCCUGACUGAGAAUGGAAAGGAGGCAAAAAGUCAAUAUAGUCUACAUUUAAACAGUAUCUCUAAUCAGCCAAAGGAUGAGAAUAUUAUGGGAUUAUUCAAAAAAACUGAAAUGGUUUCAUCUGUCCCAGCUGAAAGUAAAUCUGUCUUAAAUGAACAUCAGGAUACAUCUAAGCAGUGUGAGCAAAAAAUUGCCAUAGAGAAUGAAUGGAAACCAGCUGAUAUAUUCAGUACUCUGGGGGAAAGGGAACGUGAUAGAAGUUCGUUGGAAGCAAAAAAAGCCCAGUGGAGGAAAGAGCUAGAUGAACAGGUUGCUCUAAAGAAGAAAGAAAAAGAAGUUUCUGAAAAAUGGAAUGAUCCUUGGAAAAAAUCUGAAAGUGAUAAAAUAAUAUGGGAAAAACUUCAAAUUCUUGACCAAUCUAGGGAAACAGUACUGCUGGAGCACCCUUUCAGUGCUGUGAAACAAGAACUGCAGAGAAAAUGGAUUGAAGAGUUGAAUAAGCAAAUAGAAGAUGACCGUCAAAGAAAAAUAGAGGAAAAAAUUAUAUAUUCAAAGGGUGAGGAACAUGACAGAUGGGCAAUGCACUUUGAUUCAUUAAAGAGUUAUCCUGGUUCUCAAUCUCAACUGUCCUCUCGGUCAACACACAAACAACCUGAGUACUUCUGUGUGUCUCCUGACACUCAGGAGCUGGCUGAUGUCAGCAGUGUUUGUACACCUACAACUGGAAGCCAGGUUGAACCUUCAGAGGUGGAGCAUAGAGCAAAACCUAUUAAGGAUGUGGUUAUGGCAAACAGUAAGAAAACAAACUUUUUCCGUUCCAUGACUGCUCUCUUGGACCCAGCUCAGAUUGAGGAACGAGACAGACGACGACAAAAACAAUUAGAGCAUCAGAAAGCCAUCACUGCCCAGGUAGAAGAGAAGCGCAGGAAGAAACAACUGGAGGAAGAGCAAAGAAAGAAGGAAGAAGAAGAAGAGGAGCUUCGCUUAGCACAGGAACGUGAAGAGAUGCAGAAACAGUAUGAAGAAGACAUACUUAAGCAAAAACAAAAGGAAGAAAUCAUGACUGUCAAGACAAAUGAGCUAUUCCAGACAAUGCAGCGAGCGCAGGAACUGGCACAGAGACUAAAACAAGAACAGAGAAUCCGAGAAUUGGCGCAAAAGGGACAUGACACUUCUAGAUUGAUUAAAAAUCUUGGUGUUGAUACAAUACAAAUGGAAUAUAACGCAUCUACUAACAUUUCAAGACAUGAUUCUGGUGAAGUCAGCGGUAAAAUGAAUACAUACACGAAUUAUACAACUUCUAAGAAGGAUACUGGUGUGCAAACAGAUGACUUAAAUAUAGGAAUAUUCACCAAUGCAGAAUCACAUUGUGGAUCAUUAAUGGAGAGGGACAUCACAAAUUGUUCAUCUCCUGAGAUUUCGGCAGAACUUAUUGGACAGUUUAGCACCAAGAAAAACAAGCAAGAACUAACUCAGGAUAAAGGAGCCAGCUUAGAAAAAGAAAACAAUCGGUAUAAUGAUCAGUGUAAUCAGUUCACAAGAAUAGAGAAACAAACAAAACACAUGAAGAAAUAUCCUAAAAGGCCUGAUUGGAAUAUAAAUAAGCCACCUAAAAGGUAUAUUCCAGCAUCAGAAAAGUACCCUAAACAGCUUCAAAAGCAAAGAGAAGAAAAAAAAGUAAGGAGGCAGAUGGAGUUGCUUCAUUUGGUAGAAAAAAACAAUCCUGGGCACCUCUCUCAAAACAGAGGCAUUUCACCAGAAAUUUUUCAUUCAUCUCAUCAAGAAACUGAGUCAAAGUUCAGGUGGCAUCUAGUCAAAAAGGAAGAAGAGCCUCUGAAUAUUCAUUCAUUCAGCAAGGAAAGGUCUCCAUCACCACCAGUUCCAGCAGUGAAAAACAGAACUCAACAAACUCAAAAUACAUUACACUUACCACUAAAAAACAGUAGCUAUGAGAGAGAGAAUUUGAUUUCAGGAGGUAAUCAAACAAAAUUAUCACCUGGAAUUUCUGAAUCAUCCCAUUUUAUUCCCUAUGUUCGAACAAAUGAGAUCUAUUACCUUGAUCCCGAUGCACCAUUGUCUCAGCCUUCAACCCAGGACCCUCAGUACCAAAAUUCACAAGACUGUGGCCAAGAACGACAGCUAUUUGAUUCUGACUGUGUCAGUGAUCCACUUCUUAAUCCUAACAUGGUGAAAAAUAGGGAUCGACAGCAAGCAAUCCUUAAGGGACUUUCAGAACUGAGACAGGGCCUUCUCCAGAAGCAAAAGGAGUUGGAAAGUAGUCUCCUGCCUUUAGCUGAAAAUCAAGAAGAUAAUUUUGGUUCUUCAUUUUAAAUGUAGAAAAUCAAAUCAUUCGCAUUUGAUUUGUGUCUUCCAAAUUAUAAAAUGUGCUCACUGGCUCAACGGUAUUUUUCAAAUAACCUAGAUUUUAUUUUUUUAAAUGCUCAUUAAAAACUUGUAUACUAUGUAGUAAAAUGCUGUACUUGUUCUAUACAAUAAAACAUACUUUUGUAAAAGCUUAGUAGUAAAAAAAA